Pyricularia oryzae 70-15 is the source of this 366-nucleotide messenger RNA. RefSeq lists its product as uncharacterized. Bases 1 to 366 code for a protein of 121 amino acids. Lineage: Eukaryota; Fungi; Ascomycota; Sordariomycetes; Magnaporthales; Pyriculariaceae. The record is from RefSeq and is a predicted model, not a curated record. The transcript is spliced from 5 exons.
AUGACCCUUGGGACAGUGUCGGAUUCAUUCAAGGACCCAGCCUGGUUGUAUGGAAUCGUGACCUUUUGGGUCCGACAGGCCGUUUUGCAGGAAUCAAAGGGUGGCGAGGGUAGGGGUUGCCGGCAAAAUCGGGGUCCUUCGGAUUACACAGACUGGGAGCUUGCGUGCUCAUUUUACGACCUUUGUACCUAUUUUAAUAGGUGCCUACGUAUGGGUACCUCGUACUGUACAGGUACGGGGCAGGGCAACUUCGCCGCUCACGGUCCCGAACUCGACGAGAUCUUGACCGCGACUUUGCGAUAUACGAUGCCUACUCGUCAAAUAAAAGCGACCUCCGCAACGCCCGUCUACUCACGAGAGUUUUAG